Candidula unifasciata is the source of this 1149-nucleotide messenger RNA. The record is from the annotation of a GenBank genome assembly. NCBI's taxonomy places the organism in Eukaryota, Metazoa, Mollusca, Gastropoda, Stylommatophora, Geomitridae.
AUGAAGUUCAGAACUUGUGUAGCCAUUCUGCUGGUCAACAUUGCAGCGUUUGUGUACCUGUACCGACCCGGGCAGCUGCAGAACUUUCUGGACAGUCUAUCGCCGGUUCAGCAGAUCCUUUUCUUCGGGACUUUGUUAGGACUUUCAGUGCUACUGUUGUGGUCUACCUUGCCGGCGCCUCGAGUUGAUCCUACUGGCAAAGCUGUAUUUAUAACAGGUUGUGACAGCGGGUUCGGCCAUGAACUUGCCGAGCGGUUGGACAAGAUGGGGUACCAUGUGUUCGCUGGUUGUCUAGCCCCCGACCGUGAAGGUGCCCGUUCCUUAAAGGAGUCCACGUCAGACCGGCUGAAGAUCGUCACCAUCGACGUCACCGACGACUUCCAGGUGUCCCAGGCUGUCAAUUUUGUCAAGCAGAACAUAGGGGACAAUCAACUGUGGGCGGUGGUCAACAACGCGGGAGUGGCCGUGUUCUGUGAGAUCGAGUGGUGCUCUGUGCAGGAGUUCCAAAAAAUCAUGGACGUCAAUGUGUUUGGGAUCGUUAGGGUCACCAAGGCAUUUCUGCCUCUUCUGAGGCAGUCUGAGGGACGAGUGGUCAACAUAGCCAGUUUGGCAGGAAGGUUUACCCUGCCCGCUUUCGCAGCAUACUCCAUGUCGAAGAAAGCUUGCAUCGCCUUCUCAGAUGCCCUCAGACAGGAGAUGAAGAAGUUUAACAUCUCUGUGGUCACUGUUGAACCUGGUCUCUACAAAACACCCAUCACCCAUGAAAAUUAUUUGAUUGACCACAACAGAAAAUCCUGGGCAGAAACGCCAACAGAUGUCAGGGAAGAUUACGGAGAAGAAUACUUUGAUGUCUUUCUCAAACAAGUCGCCCUCAGCCUCAGGCAAGCUCGUCCAAAAGUCCAAGAGGUGGUUGACAACAUGGUGGAGGCCGUCUGUAGCAAGAACCCUCACUAUCGCUACGUGCCCUACUGGAGGUUCAGACUCCGAGCUUUCAUUAUCAGCUCAUUACCUACCUCUAUCUCAGACAAACUGUUCGCCCGCUCGUUUAAAAUGUCAGAGCCAGAGGCAAGAAAGAACAGAAGCCCCAGGACUCCGCUGAAUACUUCUCAAAAGUUUUGGAGCACACCCGAGAAGGAGAACCACCAAUAG